Parasteatoda tepidariorum (common house spider) is the source of this 1651-nucleotide messenger RNA. It is a transcript of the gene ND-51, whose product is annotated as NADH dehydrogenase (ubiquinone) 51 kDa subunit. Gene Ontology annotation, biological process: mitochondrial electron transport, NADH to ubiquinone. The record is from RefSeq and is a predicted model, not a curated record. Lineage: Eukaryota; Metazoa; Arthropoda; Arachnida; Araneae; Theridiidae. Gene Ontology annotation, molecular function: NAD binding; 4 iron, 4 sulfur cluster binding; NADH dehydrogenase (ubiquinone) activity. Gene Ontology annotation, cellular component: respiratory chain complex I.
AAAUUUUUGGAUUGGCAACAGUUAUUUAUAAAAUCCAAUCGAACAGAUCAAAACAAACUUUUUGUUUAUUUACUUCAUUGAAUUAAAUUUACAAAAAGUAGCGAUAUGGCUACAGGCACUCGUGCGCUUGUGAAUAAUUUAAUCUGCAGAGGACAAUUUAACUACAAUCCUGUAUGCAGUUUAGUGAGAUGGAAUUCUACUACUACUGCACCACCAACACCAACUAAAACAAAGUUUGGACCACUGAAAGAUGAAGACAGAAUUUUCACAAAUUUGUAUGGGCGCCAUGAUUGGAAACUCAAAGGUGCUCUUUCACGGGGUGAUUGGUACAAAACAAAAGAAAUUUUGAUCAAGGGUGUUGACUGGAUCAUAAAAGAAAUUAAAGAUUCAGGCUUACGAGGUCGAGGAGGGGCUGGCUUCCCUACUGGAAUGAAGUGGAGUUUUAUGAAUAAACCAGAUGAUGGGAGACCCAAAUAUCUUGUUGUGAAUGCGGAUGAAGGUGAACCUGGAACUUGUAAAGAUAGAGAAAUCAUGAGACAUGAUCCUCAUAAGUUGGUUGAAGGUUGUUUGGUUGCUGGUCGAGCUAUGGGUGCCAGAGCUGCUUAUAUCUACAUUAGGGGAGAAUUCUAUAAUGAAGCGUCUAACAUGCAAGUAGCUAUUAAAGAAGCUUAUGAAGCUGGUCUACUCGGAAAAAAUGCAUGUGGCUCAGGCUAUGAUUUUGAUGUCUUUGUUCACCGAGGUGCAGGUGCUUACAUUUGUGGAGAAGAAACUGCUUUGAUAGAAUCUAUUGAAGGGAAGCAAGGAAAGCCUCGAUUGAAGCCUCCAUUUCCUGCCGAUAUUGGUGUAUUUGGAUGUCCGACUACUGUAUCUAAUGUAGAGACUGUCGCUGUGGCUCCUACAAUUUGUAGGCGCGGCGGUGCAUGGUUUGCUUCAUUUGGCAGGCCAAGGAAUUCAGGCACUAAACUUUUUAACAUUUCUGGCCACGUGAAUAAUCCGUGCACGGUUGAAGAAGAGAUGUCCAUUCCAUUGAAGGAGCUGAUUGAAAAGCACGCCGGCGGUGUUCUUGGCGGAUGGGAUAAUUUAUUAGGUGUUAUUCCUGGAGGAUCAUCAACACCUGUCAUACCUAAAAAAGUAUGUGAAGACGUCUUGAUGGACUUUGAUGGUUUAGUAGCUGCACAAACAGCUCUGGGUACAGCUGCUGUAAUUGUGAUGAAUAAACAAACAGAUAUAAUUAAAGCUAUCGCUAGAUUGAUAGAAUUUUAUAAGCAUGAAAGUUGUGGACAGUGCACACCUUGCCGUGAAGGAGUAGGUUGGAUGUAUAAAAUAAUGAACAGAUUUGUUGAGGGCAGUGCUAAGCCUGAAGAAAUCAACAUGUUAUAUGAAAUAAGCAAGCAAAUUGAAGGUCAUACUAUUUGUGCUCUUGGAGAUGGAGCUGCUUGGCCUGUUCAGGGACUUAUUCGUCACUUCAGGCCUCUUAUUGAAGAAAGAAUGCAGGACUAUGCCGAUUCCAAUAAAUCUGCAAAAGCAGCCAUAUAAAAUGUUGUACAGACUUUCUCAUGUAUAGAAUUUCAAGAUACAGUAGUGAUAUGUUUCAAAUAUUUUAAAUUAUUAAAGGUUAUAAAAACUAAAUAAAAUGGUAUAAAAUGUGUCA